Pezoporus flaviventris is the source of this 2073-nucleotide messenger RNA. It is a transcript of the gene POU6F1, whose product is annotated as POU class 6 homeobox 1. NCBI's taxonomy places the organism in Eukaryota, Metazoa, Chordata, Aves, Psittaciformes, Psittacidae. Gene Ontology annotation, biological process: regulation of transcription by RNA polymerase II. The transcript is spliced from 12 exons. The coding region runs from base 186 to 1994 and encodes 602 amino acids. The record is from RefSeq and is a predicted model, not a curated record. Gene Ontology annotation, molecular function: DNA-binding transcription factor activity, RNA polymerase II-specific; RNA polymerase II cis-regulatory region sequence-specific DNA binding.
GGCAGGCGCGGAGCGGCCCCGCGGAACCCCCGCGGCCAGCGCCCGGUGCGAGCCCGAGCCCGUGGCACCGCAGCCCAGCAGGACCCAGGAGCCAGCCCCAUCUCCUGCCUGGAGCAUCCCUUCAGCCCCGAGCAAACAGUGACAUGAGGAAGGUCUGAGCCCUCUCCCACCGUUCCUGGGGCACCAUGGACACCGAAGCUGUGCAGCCGCAGGAGGCUUUGCUGACAGUCAACGAGCAGGUCAUUGUCAUGUCCAGCCACGAAACCAUCCGCGUGCUGGAGGUCGGCGUGGACGCCCCGCUCCCGGCCGAGGAGGACCCGAAAGCCUUGGAGGUGCCUCCAGGGGAGGUAGCGCGGGGCUCCCCGGGGGAGAGCAGCCCCCCGGGCACUGAGGACGUCCCAGGCAGCACCCAGAGCUCCUGCGGCGGGGAGGCAGCCGGCAAAGCCAAGCCGGCGGCCGGAGCAUCCCCAAGCACCGUCCCCUCCGCUGGCACAUUGAGCCACGGCACGAGCCAGCAGCCGCAGCCGCUGGCCCCGCUGGCCCCACAGGUCUUGACUCAGGAAAACUUAGCAACAGUUGUGACAGGAGUAAUGGUUCCAGCAGGGACAGUUACUCAACCUCUUCUUAUCCCCAUCAGUAUUGCAGGUCAAGUGGCAGGUCAGCAGGGGCUGGCUGUGUGGACAUUUCCUACAGCAACGGUCGCUGCCCUCCCCGGAUUGACGGCUGCUUCUCCUACAGGGGGAAUUUUCAAAGCACCCAUAGCCAAUCUGCAAGCCGCCGCCGUGCUGAACACGUCCAUGGCAGCCCCGGUGCCGCCGGCCCAGCCGCUGCAGGCUGCGGGCCAGCCCCGCGCCCCGCUCCAGCCCCCCGCUGUCUUCGCCCCCAGCCCCGGCCAGCCCCCCAUCCUGCCACAGCCCAGCGCUGCGCCCACACCGCCCGUCACCCAGACCCACAUCGCCGUGCAGCCGGCCGGAUUCGCCUUUAACCCUGGCAUACUCAGCGCCGCGCCUCUCGGGGCGCAGACCCAGCUCCUCGGCUCCUUGGCGGCCACCCCCGUCAUCGCCAACACCAUCUCCAGCGUGCAGGGCAUCACGGGCCAGAUCCUCACCAACGCCCAGGGCCAGGUCAUCGGGACGCUGCCGUGGGUGGUGAAUCCCCCCGGGAUGGCGGCGGCCGCCGCCGCGGCCCCGGCCCCGAGCCUGCACGUGCAGACGGUGACGCCGCAGCUGCUGCUCAAUGCCCAGGGCCAGGUCAUCGCCACGCUGGCCGGCAGCGCCCUGCAGGCGCCCGGCGCCAAGAAAACCGGCACCCCCGAGCCCCCGGCCCGCACCGAGGUCCAGCCCAUCCAGCCGGCCCCGGCUCUCGCCCAGCCGGCUGUGGUGAUCCCAAACCCUGCCCCGGCGGCCAAGGCUUCCUCCGUGCCCGUCCCCAUCACCUGCUCCGAGACCCCCACCGUCAGCCAGCUGGUGUCCAAGCCCCCGGCUCCCAACAGCAGCGCGGAGGAGGACGGGAUCAACCUGGAGGAGAUCCGGGAAUUCGCCAAGAACUUCAAGAUCCGGCGCUUGUCCCUCGGGCUGACGCAGACGCAGGUGGGACAGGCCCUGACGGCCACCGAGGGUCCUGCCUACAGCCAGUCGGCCAUCUGCAGGUUCGAGAAGCUCGACAUCACCCCCAAGAGCGCGCAGAAGCUGAAGCCGGUGCUGGAGAAGUGGCUGAGCGAGGCCGAGCUCCGCAACCAGGAGGGGCAGCAGAACCUGAUGGAGUUCGUCGGGGGGGAGCCCUCCAAGAAGCGGAAGCGCCGCACGUCCUUCACGCCCCAGGCCAUCGAGGCGCUCAACGCCUACUUCGAGAAGAACGCGCUGCCCACGGGCCAGGAGAUCACCGAGAUCGCCAAAGAGCUCAACUACGACCGCGAGGUCGUGCGGGUCUGGUUCUGCAACCGGCGGCAGACGCUCAAGAACACGAGCAAACUGAACGUCUUCCAGAUCCCCUGAGCCGGGCAUCGCCUGGAACCCUAUCGCCCCCCCCGUCCCCCCCCCGAGCUCCUGCCAUCAAAGCACUUUCUGCCCCCAG